AGAACUGGACCCUCUGGAACUAGUUACAGAUAGUUGUGAACUGCCAGGUUGCUAGCUGCCCCGUUGGUGCUGGGAACUGAACCUGGGUCCUCUACAAGAGCAUCUUCACAGGUGCCAUGACGCAGCAGCCCCAGGAGGACUUUGACAGAAGUGUGGAGGAUGCCCAGGAGUGGAUGAAGGUGGUGCAGGAGCAGCUUCAGGUCAAUGACAACACACAGGGACCCCGAGCAGCCUUGGAAGCACGGCUUCGAGAGACAGAGAAAAUCUGCCAGCUGGAGCCUGAGGGACGCGUGAAAGUGGAACUGGCCCUUCGGGCAGCUGAGGCCCUUCUGGCAACCUGCCAGGAGGGCCAGAAGCCUGAGAUCCUGGCCCGGCUGAGGGAUAUCAAGUCCCAGUGGGAGGAAACGGUCACCUACAUGACUCACUGCCACAGUCGCAUCGAGUGGGUGUGGCUGCACUGGAGUGAGUAUCUGCUGGCCCGGGAUGAGUUUUACCGCUGGUUCCAGAAGAUGGUGGUCACACUGGAGCCCCCUGUGGAGCUGCAGCUGGGCCUGAAGGAGAAGCAGUGGCAUCUGAGCCACGCCCAGGUAUUGCUGCACAAUGUGGACAAUCAGGCUGUGCUCCUGGAUAGGCUGCUGGAGGAGGCAGGCUCCCUGUUCAACAGGAUCGGGGACCCCAGCGUGGAUGAAGAUGCCCAGAGGAAGAUGAAGGCUGAGUACGAUGCUGUGAAGGCCAGAGCCCAGCAUAGGGUGGCUCUCCUGACCCAGGUGGCCCAGGAGCAUGAGCAGUACCGGGAGGAUGUGAACGAGUUCCAGCUGUGGCUGAAGGCGGUGGUGGAGAAAGUGCAUGGCUGCCUGGGACGGAACUGCAGGUUGACUACGGAGCUUCGCCUCUCUGCACUGCAGGACAUCGCCAAGGAUUUCCCUAGGGGCGAGGAAUCUUUGAGCAGGUUGGAGGAGCAGGCUGAGGGUGUCAUUCGGAACACCUCUCCCUUGGGUGCAGAGAAGAUCUCGGGGGAGCUGGAGGAGAUGCGGGGGGUCCUGGAGAAGCUGAGAGUCUUCUGGAAGGAGGAGGAAGAGCGGUUGCAGGGCCUGCUCCAGUCCAAGGGGGCCUGUGAGCAGCAGAUCCUACGGCUGGAGGCGGAGCUGGGAGAGUUCAAGAAAAGCCUCCAGAGACUGGGCCACGAGAGCUUGGAGCCUGUGGUGAAGACAGCCACAGAGGAUGAGCUGGUGGCCCACUGGAGGCUGUUCUCGGGGACAUUGGCUGCACUGGCUUCAGAGGAGCCCCGUGUAGACCGGCUACAAACUCAACUGAAGGAACUUAUCACCUUCCCCGACCUACAAUCACUCUCUGAUAGUGUGGUGGCUGCCAUUCAGGAAUAUCAAAGUAUGAAAGGAAAGAGCACCAGGCUCCACAAUGCAACCACGGCAGAGCUGUGGCAGCGUUUGCAGCGGCCCCUCAAUGACCUGCAGCUGUGGAAGGCCCUGGCCCAGAGGCUCCUGGAUGUCACCACCAGCCUGCCGGACCUGCCCUCCAUUCACACCUUCCUACCCCAGAUUGAGGCGGCCCUAGCCGAAAGCUCCCGCCUGAAAGAGCAGCUGUCGAUGCUGCAGCUGAAGACGGACUUGCUGGGUAGCAUCUUCGGCCAGGAGAGAGCAGCCGCUCUCCUGGAGCAGGUGGCAAGUUCUGUGAGGGACAGAGAUUUACUGCACAACAGCCUUUUGCAGAGGAAGAGCAAACUGCAGAGCCUGCUCGCCCAACACAAGGACUUCGGGGUGGCUUUUGACCCCCUCCACAGGAAGCUCCUAGACCUCCAAGCCAGGAUCCAAGCAGAGAAAGGGCUUCAGAGGGACCUUCCUGGAAAGCAGGUCCAGCUCCUAAGGUUGCAGGGCCUACAGGAAGAGGGGCUCGAUCUGGGGACACAGAUAGAGGCUAUGAGGCCUCUUGCCCAGGGGAACUCUAACCACCAGCACAAAUUGGACCAGAUUUCCUCUGACCAUCAAGCCUUGAAGGGGUCCCUGGAGGACCUUGUGGAUAGGUGUCAGCAGAGAGUACGGGAGCACUGCACCUUCAGCCACAGGCUGUCAGAGCUGCAGCAGUGGAUCGCCAUGGUCACACAGACAUUGGAGUCACACCAAGUGGAUGUGCAUCUGUGGGAUGCUGAGACCCAAGAGGCUGGACCUGAGAGGCUGCUGGCUGAAAUCCCAGAGAGAGAGGUCCAGCUGUCCCUGCUCCAAGCACUGGGCCAGCUUGUGAUGAAGAAGUCUUCCCCAGAGGGGGCGGCCAUGGUCCAGGAGGAUCUGAGGAAGCUGGUGGAAUCCUGGCAGGCCCUGAGGCUGCUAGAGGAGAAUCUGCUGAGUCUCAUCAGAAAUCAACAGCUUCAGAGGACAGAGGUGGACACAGGGAAGAAACUGGUCUUCACCAACAACAUCCCAAAGGCUGGCUUUCUCAUUGACCCCCGAGACCCCAUCCCCAGGCGGCGGCAUGGGGCAAACCAAUUGGAAGAACACGACCUCCGUGAAGAUCACUCCCAGCUCUUGAGGGACUUUGAACAGUGGCUGCAGGCAGAAAACUCCAAGCUACUUGGAAUCAUCACAAUGAGAAUGGCCACAGCCAAGGACUUGAGGACCAGAGAGAUGAAGCUGCAGGAGCUGGAGGCUCGAAUCCCAGAAGGCCAGCAUCUCUUCGAGAAUCUGCUCCAUCUCAGGCCAGCAAGGGACCCCGACAAUGAGCUGGAAGAUCUGCGCUAUCGUUGGAUGCUGUACAAGUCCAAGCUCAAGGACUCUGGCCACCUGCUGACACAGACUUCUCCAGGGGAGCUGACUGCAUUCCAGAAGAGUCGACAGCGGAGGCGGUGGCGGAAUCCCUGCUCUCUCCUACAGAAGGCGUGCCGCGUGGCGCUGCCCUUGCAGCUGCUGCUCCUGCUCUUUCUUCUGCUGCUCUUCCUGCUGCCGGCCGGCGAGGAGGAGCGCAGCUGCGCCCUGGCCAACAACUUCGCCCGCUCCUUCGCAUUCAUGCUCCGUUACAACGGCCCCCCGCCCACCUAGCCCACUGGGGCAUACAGGUGACCUCCUGCAGUCCCUCUGGGGCUGACUGCCGGGGGAAGCUAGACAGACCAGACGCCCAGAACAGCCUCAGUCUAAAUGCUGCAUCUGUUCCCAGAACAAACUUGCUUUUUCUACGAUGUCAUUUCUGUCUAUUUAUACUAAAUGUGUACUGUGUGUGGUUAGGGACUAAUGUACAGAAUUUUUAUAUGCCGUGUAUGUAUAUGCUCAGUGUAGAUGACUUCAGAUACGAUGUCUCUUUGUGCCUGUGGAAGUCCCCAGCAGUGUGCUUCCCUAAUGGGAUUUUUGACACUUGUGCCUUAGCAUCUUGUCAUCCCUGGAAGGGGAAAUCACACAUUACUUUUAUGAUGACCUGUCACCCAGGAAUCCAGAUGCCAGUGCAGAAGCCUCUGAGCUGUGAAUGUAGCCGAGCAGAACCUGAGCCCUGGGGCUCUUGUGCUUCUGGGUAGAUAAAGAGAAGCAGUGAUGUGAUGGCCGGGCAUAGCCCGAGCGGUGAGACCGGACAAGUGACAGAGAGAUACCAAGAGAGUAGCAGAAGGAUUGUAAGGAACUGACAAAGUUCCACGGAUAGAUGGCUCUUAGGGCACCGCCCCCUCUCAGCAGCCACUGAUAGCACAGACCAGCGAGGAAUGCCUGUGACCAUGACCUCGCGUCUUCCGGAAGUGGCCGGGGUGUUGUUUGUGUGUUUUCUCUAGGAGAAAGAAAAAGGAGGAUGAACCUGACCUUUUAUUCUUAUGCACAAGAGUACAGCACGCUGCCAGUGGCCCGUGCCAGCCCCAGGAGGCCUGUGCCAUCGUUGUUGGGCAGUCCACAGGUUAGGGUGUGAACUGGCCGGCCCACACAAGGCAGAGAGGAAAAGACCCAGCCCAUCUGACGGGGUCUCUCUUCCCUUCCUCUGUGGGCCCAGGGCUCACAGCCUAGCCCCAGGCAAGAGCAAGCAAGGUGGGCUCCAGGCACAUGUCAGGCAUCUGGGGUGACUCUGGGCUAUGCCCAAGGCUGGAAACAUGGCCAGGGAAUUCUGGGAUGACCUAAGUGGGUUAAAACUGGAUCAGAUUUGCCCUAAACUGACACUUUUUUCCUUUCAGCAAACUCCUACUGCCCCCUUUUGACAGACUGAAUUUGUCUGUUGAGUGGGGAGUGCCCUCGGGCCUUGUCAUCAGAUACACAACCAGUGUUAAAGACCCUGAGAGGCACUUUAAACACAGGGCACACUGAGGUCCCAAGAGGGGCCCAACUCUAAGGCCAUCACCCUUCUGCACACACACCGAGUCCCUCCCUAGCUGGCAUCAGGCUACACCAUGAUUCAUCUUAGUACAGUACCUAGGAAAGGCCGGGCAUUGCCAAGCAGGAAUGCAACGCCUGGGCGCUUGUUACUAAGCAGGACUCCCCUGCACUUGCCACUUUGCUGAGAAAUCGGGGGGCUGGUGAACCCUGACCUCAUACCCAGGUUGCCGAGUCCUGAUACUCACUAAGAACAUUGGGCCGCCACUGGGUCAGAACUGUGGCAAAGAACCUCAGCACUUCCUUUCUCCACUUUCCCAUUUCACAGGUGAGAAACCCGAGGCCCAGAGAAGGGAAGUCACUCACCCAUAGCCACAUAGCAAUGGGUUGCUCACCACACUCUUCAGGUGAUACCAUAUGCAUUAUAGCACAAUCUCUCCACAUCUCCCUUCCCAGGAAGAACAGGGCUAGGGCGUGUCUCAGAGACGGAGCACCUGCCCAACAGCUGUGAGUCCUGGGUUCCAUCCCCAGAACGUAAGAGAAAACAGAAAGAGCAGAAAAGAGAGCUUUUUCCUGUGGAUGUAGUCAUGUCUCAU
Phodopus roborovskii (desert hamster) is the source of this 4882-nucleotide messenger RNA. RefSeq names its product spectrin repeat containing nuclear envelope family member 3 (gene Syne3). The record is from RefSeq and is a predicted model, not a curated record. NCBI's taxonomy places the organism in Eukaryota, Metazoa, Chordata, Mammalia, Rodentia, Cricetidae. The transcript is spliced from 18 exons. Gene Ontology annotation, biological process: nuclear migration. Gene Ontology annotation, molecular function: actin filament binding. Gene Ontology annotation, cellular component: nuclear outer membrane; cytoplasm; meiotic nuclear membrane microtubule tethering complex. The coding region runs from base 117 to 3047 and encodes 976 amino acids.